AUCAUAUUCUUUUAUUAUAAAUAAGCCCACCCCGUAAACACACACCCUUGACGCUUCCCAACAAAACCCCCAAAACUCUCUCUCUCUCUCUCUCGACUGCUUGCUCACAUGACUCGUCCCCUCUUCAGGUCCCUAACCACCUCCAACUCCUCCGCACUUGCCGGUUCGCCGCCGGAACCGGCAACCAUGGACUCUGACUUCGUUGUAAUCCUGGCGGCUUUGCUUUGCGCGUUGAUUUGCGUGCUUGGUCUCAUCGCUGUAGCUCGUUGCGCGUGGCUCCGACGACUCUCCGGCGGUGGAGCCUCCACCGCCGCUCCUUCUCAUCCUACUCCUCCACCCGCUGUCGCUAAUAAAGGGCUUAAGAAGAAGAUCCUCCGGUCGCUCCCCAAGCUCACCUACUCUCCGGAUUCCGCCGCGAAAUUCUCCGACUGCGCGAUUUGCCUUACUGAAUUCGCGGCGGGUGACGAACUCCGGGUGCUUCCGCAGUGCGGUCAUUGUUUCCACGUUGUGUGCAUCGACACGUGGCUCGGAUCCCACUCGUCUUGCCCCUCGUGCCGUCAGAUUUUGGUGGUGGCUCGGUGUCAGAAGUGCGGAGGGCUCCCCGGAAGCUCCAGCUCGGGAGCUACUGAUCAGAGUGAGUCCAGAUUCAAGGAAAGAGAAGACGAUGUGAAUAGGUUCCUGCCCUAGCCUCCUCCUCUAAUUUGAUUUGCCGCUGUUCAAAUUCAAUCUUGGUUUGUUCUUUCUUACCGGUCAAAUUUUACAUAUCAGAUUAGGUUUUCUGAAAUAACCACUCAGCAUUUACCACUCUGGUAGCAUAUCGGUAUUAGAUCUCGUGUAUGUACUGUGUAUGUACGUUAUAGGAGUAUGUAUGUAAUAUAUCUAUAGUCAUAGUAGGAUCGGAUUAGACAAGGCUUUUGUAAGAAGGUUCCCUGUUUCCCCAUAUGAAAAAGACGAGAUUAAUCAAAAUGUGUUCGUAAAAGAAUGGGAAUUAUACUUCUUCGUUGUGAUUUUACCCCAUUA
Molecule: messenger RNA, 1020 nt
Organism: Carica papaya (papaya)
Lineage: Eukaryota; Viridiplantae; Streptophyta; Magnoliopsida; Brassicales; Caricaceae
Product: RING-H2 finger protein ATL80
Source: RefSeq, a predicted model, not a curated record